Molecule: messenger RNA, 291 nt
Organism: Oikopleura dioica
Lineage: Eukaryota; Metazoa; Chordata; Appendicularia; Copelata; Oikopleuridae
Source: the annotation of a GenBank genome assembly
AUGAAAAAGGUCGGAAACAAAGAAGGGGAUUGGAACAAGACUUGUGCCCAAAUCGGCUCCGCGAAUAAAAAGAUCAAAAAACUAUCCUCCGAAAUCGAGCGACUCAGCAAAUGCAUCGGCAGUUCUCUUGACUCGCCCGACAACCGCGAGCAAAUUGUGCAGUCGCAGACGAGCGCUAGAAACUUGUGCAAGGAAAACGAAAACAGUCUCAACGAGCUAAAAAAACUUUACAACGAAACAGCUCAGCAUCAAAAAUCACCGCCGCGCUACUCUGGGAAAAUUGGCGAAUGA